Erinaceus europaeus (western European hedgehog) is the source of this 933-nucleotide messenger RNA. RefSeq names its product olfactory receptor 4X2-like. Gene Ontology annotation, biological process: G protein-coupled receptor signaling pathway. The record is from RefSeq and is a predicted model, not a curated record. Gene Ontology annotation, molecular function: G protein-coupled receptor activity; olfactory receptor activity. Bases 4 to 933 code for a protein of 309 amino acids. Lineage: Eukaryota; Metazoa; Chordata; Mammalia; Eulipotyphla; Erinaceidae. The transcript has a single exon. Gene Ontology annotation, cellular component: membrane.
UUCAUGGCUAACUCACACAACGUUACUGAAUUCAUUCUUCUGGGACUUUCUCCUAGGCAGGAGGUGCAGAAGGCUUGUUUUGUGCUAUUUCUGCUCUUGUACACAGCCAUCGUGCUGGGGAAUUUCCUCAUCGUGCUCACAGUCUUGACCAGCAGAAGCCUCAGCUCUCCCAUGUACUUCUUCCUGAGUCACCUGUCCUUUGUGGAGAUCUGCUACUCCUCUACCACAGCCCCUAAACUCAUCUCAGAUCUGCUGGCUGAAAAGAAAUCCAUUUCUCUGGGGGGCUGCCUAGUACAGGUAUUCUUUCUCCAUUCUUUUGGGGGCACUGAAAUGUUUCUGCUCACUGUGAUGGCCUAUGAUCGCUAUGUGGCCAUCUGCAAACCCCUCAACUAUGUCAGCAUCAUGAACCGGCAGGUGUGUGCUCUGCUGGUGGUCUUAGCCUGGCUGGGGGGUUUAGUGCACUCCUUAGCCCAAAUCCUCCUCAUCUUCCACUUGCCCUUCUGUGGGCCCAAUGUGAUUGACCACUAUUUCUGUGAUGUGCUUCCCCUGCUCAAACUUGCGUGCUCUGACACCCUGCUCACUGGUGUGCUGAUUGUUGCCAACGGAGGCACCCUGUCUGUGAUCAGCUUUGUCGUCCUCUUGUCCUCUUAUGUGGUCAUCCUGCUCCACCUGAGGGCCAGAAGCUCUGAGGGGCGACGCAAGGCCCUUUCCACCUGUGGGUCCCACAUCACUGUGGUUGUCUUGUUCUUUGGGCCCUGCAUCUUCAUUUACCUGAGGCCUUCUGACACCUUGUCUGUGGACAAGAUGGUGGCUGUGUUCUACACAGUGAUCACUCCACUCCUCAACCCAGUCAUCUACUCCCUGAGAAAUGCUGAAAUGAAGAAGGCCAUGCAGCGACUGUGGAUUCGGACAAUGAAGCCAGAGGAGAAAUAG